This is a messenger RNA of Cannabis sativa, 934 nucleotides long. RefSeq lists its product as uncharacterized. The transcript is spliced from 2 exons. The record is from RefSeq and is a predicted model, not a curated record. The coding region runs from base 233 to 790 and encodes 185 amino acids. NCBI's taxonomy places the organism in Eukaryota, Viridiplantae, Streptophyta, Magnoliopsida, Rosales, Cannabaceae.
GUGACAAUAGGUGAAGAUGGAUUGACAAGCCUUCCAAAUCCCAACAAAAUUGCAGGCGAUGACAACAAGUGCCUUAGUAUUAUUCCGGAACAGAAACCAAAGAAAAGAAGAAGAAAAAAGGCAAAGGUAACUGGUAAUUGAGUUGGUCGUAAAGAAGUGUUUGUGCCCCCAACUUACUGAGGAUGAGUAUUUUAGGUCCAUUAAUGAGGGUAAAACCUCUCUUUGUUUUGGGAUGGACAUCGAUGACACGGUGGAUGAUGAUGGUACACAACAUUCGAUGUUUGAAACGCAAGCCAAGACCAUUGCCGUGGCCGUGGGUAAGGCGAAUAUAAUUCCACCACAGCUGCUUUCGGAACUAGCCGAGUCAUCUGCUUUGAGCGCUAAUACACCAGAGUAUAGAGCGCUGGUGGAGAGGUUGGAUAGACUUGAGAAGCAACAGUCUGCCAUUAUAAUGUCACAUGCAGAGUUAUUGAAUAACCAGACUAAUGUGAGAUGUUUACUUCUAGAUAAUCAGAAAGAAAUGAAGGAGUUCUUCAUGGCUCAGUUGGGAAACUUGAUGACAUUGUUGAAGGAGGGGGCAUCACAGCCACAACCAUCCCAGCCGGAAAAUUACAGAUCGUCUGAUGUUGAAAUUGACCACCGUUGUGAUCAGGAGGAUGAUGUGUACCCAGAAGAUUGGGAACACAAUGAUGGUGAGCAUUCGUCUCUUCCAACGAAUACCAUUAUCACAGCCAUUGGUGAUACACAGUCACAUGACGAUGUCUUACUCAUUACUUUUGUCGCUACAUAAGUCACUCUAUGUUGACAAUGCUUUCUUAAAAGUUUCAUUUCAUGUUUCCGUAGGGUCAUUGAAAAAUGUUGUUAACAUUGUUAACAACAUUGUCGAUCCAUAUUGCCAAUUGUAUAACUCUAUGUUGACAAUGACCCAAAUGCU